Molecule: messenger RNA, 1319 nt
Organism: Seriola dumerili (greater amberjack)
Lineage: Eukaryota; Metazoa; Chordata; Actinopteri; Carangiformes; Carangidae
Gene: ognb
Product: mimecan-like
Exons: 6
Coding region: 442-1242 (266 amino acids)
Molecular function (GO): protein binding
Source: RefSeq, a predicted model, not a curated record
CCAGUUCACCGCUUGCUUUGGCAAUUCAUUUCAAAAACAUCUUUCACCAUCAGUUACUGGAACCUGGGACCACUGUUUUUCCAGUAAGAACAUUCCUUUGUUACUGAAAGUAAAAUUUAAAAGUGGUGUUCAUUAGGUUCACUUUUCAAUUUUAAUUGUAACUUUCCAUUCCAUAUGUUCUACUCACCAAUAACAGACACUAUUUCUGUCUGUUUGCUGCACACAAAAAAACCCAAACAAAAACAGUACUUUAGUCUUAAGAGUCAUCAUGACCACUGAGAGGGAGACAAACACAGCACCUAUUGAGUUAAAGUUUGUUUCCCUGUCUUACUCAGCGGUAUUCUGGCAGCUUAAUAAAAACUGUAUGGAAAAUUUUUCUUGCUCACAUGUACCUCAGAUCCUUGCCUAGCAGACAACACUCUCUUCUCUCACCAAGACACCAUGAUGCAAUUAAGGACUUUAAUUUUCACAUCUGUUGUGCUCCCGUGGAUACUGUCUUCUGCAGCAAAAGAUGAGUACGUGGAAGCAAGAAAACCUAAGAGGGACAUUGUAAACCUUCCCGACUAUGGCUUCCUUCAAGACACCGACCCAGCAGUUCCAAAAGCUGAUGAGUUGCCAACAUGUCUACUGUGUGUUUGCCUGAGUGGAUCUGUUUACUGUGAGGAAGUGAAUCCUGAAAUGUCAGCCGUCCCAGCACUGCCAAAGGAAACUGCAUAUCUCUAUGCACGUUUCAACAAGAUCACAAAAAUACGCAAUCAAGACUUUGCGGACAUGGCCACAUUAAGAAGAAUUGACCUAAGUGGGAAUCUCAUCUCUGAGAUAGAAGAUGGAGCUUUUUCCAAACUUCCUAAUCUUGAGGAGCUCACUCUUGCGGAAAAUAAACUGACUAAACUUCCUACACUUCCCACCAAGCUAGUCUCAUUCAAUGCCAAUUUCAACAAGCUUAAAACCCAGGGUGUAAAGGCAACUGCUUUUAAGAAACUCACGAGACUGGUAUAUCUUUACCUUGGAAACAAUGAACUGACAGCAGUGCCCCAACUUCCAGAGUCUCUUCAUGUUGUGCAUCUGCAAAACAACAAGAUCUCAGCAAUAACAGAUGAGACGUUCUGCAAAGGUAACACCAGCCAUUACAUCCGGGCCAACCUGGACCAGGUGAGACUGGAUGGGAACCCGGUCAAGCUGUCAAUGCACCCUAACAGCUUCAUCUGUCUGCAGACUCUCCCUGUCGGAUGGUACAACUGAUAUUACCAAAGCAUGCUUUUGACCGAGCCAAACCUUAAGGGGGGAGGGGGGUUCUGUGUAAACUGAAGGAUGCAGAU